Symbiodinium pilosum is the source of this 462-nucleotide messenger RNA. NCBI's taxonomy places the organism in Eukaryota, Dinophyceae, Suessiales, Symbiodiniaceae. The record is from the annotation of a GenBank genome assembly.
AUGGAGGAUGCCCACGUGAUCCAUACCAAAGAUAAUUGGGGCUUCUUCGGGAUUUUCGAUGGUCACGGAGGCCACCAGUGUUCGAAGUUCAUGGCCAGGCGUAUCCAGGAAGAGCUGGCCAUAAAUGGCAUGCCAGAUACAGAUGAUGAGGUCAUGGAUUUGGCUUUCCGCUUGGAGAGGGAGUUUCUGGUCUCCAAUCAACCCAGCGGAUCCACUGGUACAUUUAUCAUCAUCCAAGCGCCUACAGUUCCUGGAGGCAAGUACCGCCUCCGCGUUGGAAACGUCGGCGACAGCCGCAUACUUCUGGGGCAUGCCAAUGGCUCGAUCUUCCAUGGACCUGGAACAGACUACGGCCUCACUACGGACCCCAUGUCAAAUGUCAAGCCUCGUGCAAAUGUUGGUGAACUUGCGGGCGGAUUAGUAGGGAAUGUGCGGAUAUUUUAUACAGGCAUGAUGAUAUAG